This is a messenger RNA of Prorocentrum cordatum, 1098 nucleotides long. The record is from the annotation of a GenBank genome assembly. NCBI's taxonomy places the organism in Eukaryota, Dinophyceae, Prorocentrales, Prorocentraceae.
CCGCCUGGGCCUGCCGUCGCCGAGAGCUCGGCUGCGCCGCGGGGGGGUGCGCCGCCGCCAGGAGCGCUGGCGCCCAGGCGCCCUCCAGCCCGUGAGGGCUUGACGUCGCUGUUGCCCUCGGCGGUCCACGGGCGGCCAAUGGCCGCUGCCGAGGCGCGGCGGGAGGACCCCCGCCUCGAGAGCGCGCUGCGCGACGUGCGCGCGGUGGCCGAGGCGCAGGCGAGGCUGCUGCGGGUGGUCGAGGGCAUCUCCGAGGAGCUCUCGCGCCUGGGCGCCGAGGCGGGCCGCCUCCGCGCUGGCGAGCUGCCCGCGGUGCAGGGUCCGCUGCAGGACCUGCGGCGGGCCUGGCAGCGCGGAGCGGUUGGACCAGGUGUCGGAGCGCCUGGCGCGGCACGAGGCCGCCACCGCGGCGCUGGCGGGGCUCGGUGGGGAGCUGCGCACGCUGCAGGAGACUUUCAUCCAGAACGAGAUCGCCGAGGUGCAGAGGCUCGCCGGCGAGGCCACCUCCGCGCACGAGGCGGACGUCCUGGCGCGCCUCGCGCGCCUCGAGGCCGGGGGCGCCGGGCACGUCUCGCGGCUGGAGGCCCGGGUCCUCGCGCGCCUGGACGGCCUGCAGGAGAGCGGCUGGACGGCCUCGCCGCCCGGCAGGAGCCGCCCGGGAGCCCCGCGUCCCCUCGCAGCGCGGCGACGAGUGCGAGCACGACGCGGCGGGCGGCGGGCGCCCCUGGGCCGCGGCCUGCGAGCGCCACGAGGCGGCCAUCGCGGAGCUGCAGCGUGCCGUGGGCCGCCUGCAGAGCGCGCCCGCCCUGGAGCCCGGCGAGCACUCGGUCCCGACGAGCCGCCCGCAGGCGCUCACCAAGCGCCUGGAGGCGAUGGAGGACCGAGCGGCUGCGGGAGGAGCAGGCCCGCGGCCAGGGGGAGCAGCUCGCCGAGCUGCAGGCCGCCAAGCGGGAGCUGUCCGAGCUGUCGGGGCGGCAGGGCCGCCUGCAGGAGAGCAGCAGCGGGCCCUGGCGCGGCGCCUCGACCGCCUCGAGGACGCGCGCGCGGAGGGCGCCGAGGACUGGACCCGAAGGAGAAGAACGCGGUAGGCCGGGCUGA